UGUUUCGGCUACGGUAGUGAUUCCGUCGUUCGGUGGUUUUCGCGCAAACAGUUCACGUAAAAUUUCGCGUAAACAUGCUAAAAUUUAAGACAAAUUUCUUAUUGGAAAAUUUAUAAUUCGGCCGCUUGCAAUAUUGAAAGUUUUAUUAUAUGCAAUAAGUGAAUAUCACGUGACAAAAUUGUUGCAAGGCCGCAUUGGCGAAGGGUCGAGCAAAUUUUUCCUUAAUUAGAAGUAGGAGCAAGGUAGGCAAAUCGUUGCUACUGAGAAUGUGAAAAAUGGGAAGAAAGUGAUAAAGCAAUGGAGAAUCUGUAAUUAUUGCAAUAAUAAUAAUCGGUCAAAGUGUAAGAAGUCGCAAAAUGCGAGUGUAUAACUACUCGGCCAGAUUUAAUACAAAUGUAGUGUAAACUUUUAUAUUAUUUCAAUGACAACAGUUAUCUGUGAACCGCGACCUUUGUAAACUGAUUGGAAAAUUUUAAAUGUACAUAACCUGCUUGUUGCCGCUGCUUGAGCCGCCUCCCUUUUUGGUGGAGCGCCACCAACUCCAACGGCUCAUCGUAUAUACACAUGCCAAGAGCAGUGCAAUAAAAGCGGCACAAGCAUCAGCAAAAUCGUUAGUAAUACUAGCAGCAAUUGUAAGCUACAAACGCAUCAACAGCGGUCAAUGAAAAAUUAAAAUAUACUACAACUUUAUAAAGGUGGAGUAUUUUGUGCUGGAGUUCACUGUAUGUGUGGUCUAAAAAGUGGGGGAAGAAAUAUAAUUUUGAGUAAACAACAAACUUAAUUCACAAAAAAAAGAAAACAUGUCCGAACUGCAUCGACGACACAACCAUUUACCCCUCACACUAGCCACAUUGGCCAUUACAACGACAGCACCAGCGCAACGGCACAAAAAGUCACCAAUUUGGUGGCCACUAUUUGUUGUAACGGUUUCAUUAACUUUGCUGUUAUUGCUGGACUUCCAACUGACGCCAGUUCAUGCCACACCCAUCGAAUAUGUGCUCAAUACUACGCGCAACUCACAAUAUGUGGAUGCUGCAGGAAAUAAGUGGAUGUCACCUGUUUUAACGCAUACUAAUAUUAAUAAUAACGGCGCUGUUGGAAGUACUCGAAAAGGAUACGGCCGUCACGAUGACAACACGAUAGAGCCAUCCAUGGCAUCAGGUGGUUUGAGUAUAGCAAACAACAGUCCAAGCCACGGGAAUGCAUUGCCAUUGUUGGUGAUGCCACAGCAAACUACGGCAGCAACACCACCGCUACACAUGCUCACUGGACACAACAGUAAUAGUAACAAGCGAGAGAGGCCGCUGAAAUGCCACUGCGAUAUUUGCAAGGACAACAAUUACAUAUGCGAAACAGAUGGCUAUUGCUUUACAUCAGUGGUGAAGGAUGAGGACCAAAUCAUAUUCAGUUACAGGUGUCUUAAUAUGUCUCAGAGUUUUCCGCCUGGUCGUUCUAUUUGGUGCAACGAUGGCAGUCGCGGUGGGCCUACAGCGCGUCCAGCUGCUCCAAGCGGCGGACAUGGCUGCUGUAAGGAUCGCGAUUUUUGCAAUUUAGACUUGCGCCCCAUUAUCAAAUAUUAUGCCACAAAUUCGCAGCAGACUUUCGAAGAUUUCUUGCCGGAGGAGCCUCUAAACAAAUGGGUAUUGGUGGCCAUCAUUUUCGGCGCUACGCUCUUCAUAUGCCUGUCAGUACUAAUGUCGCUGUGCUUCUGGCAGCGUCGCAAACGCAAUAGCAAUGGACGCACCUUCCCGCCAGAUGAUUCUGUUUGCGAUCCUAUUUUAAAUGGCAACACUAUCCAAGAUAUUAUUGAGAUGACCACCUCUGGCUCCGGCUCGGCCGGUCUACCACUGCUGGUGCAGCGCUCAAUAGCUCGUCAGAUACAGCUGUGCCAUGUCAUUGGCAAGGGUCGUUUUGGUGAGGUAUGGCGCGGCCGUUGGCGUGGUGAAAAUGUGGCGGUAAAAAUCUUCUCCAGCCGCGAAGAGUGUUCCUGGUUUAGGGAGGCGGAAAUCUAUCAGACUGUGAUGUUGCGUCAUGAGAAUAUUUUGGGUUUCAUAGCGGCCGAUAACAAGGAUAAUGGCACCUGGACGCAACUUUGGCUAGUCACUGACUACCACGAAAAUGGUUCAUUAUUCGAUUACCUCACCACGCACACUGUGGAUACGAAAACUAUGCUCAAUAUGGCGUUAUCAAUCGCAACUGGCUUAGCUCACCUACACAUGGAUAUUGUGGGUACACGCGGUAAACCGGCGAUUGCGCAUCGUGACCUCAAAUCAAAAAAUAUUCUCGUUAAAUCCAAUCUCAGCUGUGCGAUAGGCGACCUCGGUUUGGCUGUACGCCAUGUGGAAAAGAAUGAUUCCGUCGAUAUACCUUCCACGCAUCGUGUCGGCACCAAGCGUUAUAUGGCACCUGAAGUAUUAGACGAGAGUAUGAAUGCGCAACAUUUCGAUUCAUAUAAGCGCGCCGAUGUGUAUGCUUUCGGCUUGAUAUUGUGGGAGAUUGCGCGCCGGUGCAACAUUGGCAUGAUAUACGAUGAAUAUCAGUUGCCAUACUAUGAUGUUGUGCAACCUGAUCCGAGUAUUGAGGAGAUGAAGAAGGUGGUUUGCAUCGAUAAAAUGCGCCCAAACAUACCAAAUCGCUGGCAUGCUUCCGAAGUAUUGCACGGCAUGGCGAAGGUGAUGAAGGAGUGCUGGUAUCCGAAUCCUGUAGCACGUCUGACGGCGUUGCGCAUAAAAAAGACUUUGGCCAAUAUAACAGUUGAAGAUAAAGUGAAGAACUGAUUGUAGUUGUAGUACACAGCCAAUUUGGCUUGAAACCAACGGGUAUAAAUAUAACUAUUUAAGUCGUCGAUGGGGAAGGCUGUAGCAUAGCAAGUAUUGAACUGUGCGUAUUGUCGCCUUCUCUAUAUCUCUCCUAUUCACUUUUCUACUGAACUUUAAGAAGAUUUACUAAAAGAUGAGAAAAGAUUGAGUAGAAGAGGCCUGGAAAAAUUACCUAAAGAGAAGAGUAUACCUUAAAAUACCUAAUGCAAAAAAAAAAAAAACAAAAACAAACAUAAAACAAAAAAUAUAAAAAAACAGAAAAAAUAUGGUAAACAGAGAAAUUUAUAAAGCUGUUAUAAUUGAUGCAGAGCAUUCUAUUAACGCACUAAAAGUUGUAUUUGUAAUUUUAAACUAUAAUUUGUAAUAACUUGUCUAAGUGAGAGAGUAAUGUAAAAUGUGUAUUAGGCGUAAGUGAAGUGAACAACACAAGCAAGCCGAUUGUAACUAAUUAAACGCAUCAGCUCUACAGGCGGAUGAUAAACAGAAAAAUAAUUACAUAUUUAAAAUUAAUUCUAAGCUAUGUUGUGUGCAUGUAUAUAUGUAUGUGUAUAGAAAAGCAAGAUGCCGCAAGAGCGGAGCGAGAGACCUUGAUGAAGUGUAGGGAAUAGUUGUGAAUGUGAAUGCAGUGCGAAAUAACUAAUGUAAAUACGUAAUUUAGAAAUGCAAACAAUCUUGAGAUUAGCUAUUAUAGAUUUUAAGUUUGCGCAUAACUGUCGUUUAAUUUUCGAAAACUUUAGAAUUUGCUUUUAAAUGUUUAUUGCUUUACCGGCUUACUACUACAACACGGCUUUAAACCAAGAAUCAAGCAAAGAACAAGAGUAAACGUAAGGAGGAAGCAAAUAUGCUUGUAUUUUUAGGAAGUACAGAUAUUUUUAUGAGUAUUGCAAAAAAAUAUUGAAAAUAAUUAAUGCUGAUUAGUUUUGUCGUGAAAAUAAAAAUAAACCAUGCGCUUUUUAAGCUGGAAUUUCUAUGGAAAUUUUACGAAUGUUUAGUGAAUCUUCGAAGCGGCAAGCUAACCACCUACCCUGUCAGAAAUCAAAAUAGAUUAACGAAACCAAUGCUAUGCACCCGAGA
This is a messenger RNA of Anastrepha obliqua, 3893 nucleotides long. RefSeq names its product TGF-beta receptor type-1 (gene babo). Gene Ontology annotation, biological process: activin receptor signaling pathway; cellular response to growth factor stimulus; nervous system development. The transcript has 8 exons. The coding region runs from base 801 to 2777 and encodes 658 amino acids. The record is from RefSeq and is a predicted model, not a curated record. NCBI's taxonomy places the organism in Eukaryota, Metazoa, Arthropoda, Insecta, Diptera, Tephritidae. Gene Ontology annotation, molecular function: activin receptor activity, type I; activin binding; ATP binding. Gene Ontology annotation, cellular component: activin receptor complex; plasma membrane.